AUGCCCUGCGCGGAGCCGGCGACACGCCAGGCGGACCUGACAAGCCAGGUGGACCUGAUCCUGGUGUACAGCAAGGACAUUGGCACGAACCCACAGGCCAGAACCGCAGUUGAAGCAUACGAAGCCAGCUUUGCCCAGGGCCAGACCUGGACCGGAUGCUUUGCAGGCAUCAAGCACAUGUCUGCAGGGCUCAUGGCGGCGGAGGAUCAGUACGAUGAGCACGGGUAUGCCAUGAACAAGCACUGGGUGACAGGCCCCAACAUGGUCUUCAUGCGCAGCAUGGAAGCCUUCUAUACCGGUGCGUUCGUGGGCGAGUACAGCAACAUCUUUUGGAUGGAAGUAGAUGCCGUACCAGUGAUGUCUGGCUGGCUGGACAAGUUUGAGGAGGAGGCUGCAGAGAUGUCUGCAAAGAACAUGGCCAUCCGCGGGAGCCUCUACUCCGGGUCGAAUUGGCAACCCUUCUCCUAUAUGAUGCCGACCUACAUCCUGAACCAUAUCAACGGCAAUGCCAUCUACAACCUGGAGCAUGAGUGGUCGAAGUUCCUUUUCAACCUCAUCAAAGCCCCGGAAAACAGCCAGGUGAUGGAGGAGAUGGCUUUUGACACAGCCUACUCCGCGAUCAGCGAGGCCGCGAUGACAGGCUCCAACACCAUGCUGGCCGAGGCCUGGGCAGCUCGGAACGGCAGCCCCACGACGUACAGCUCAGAGACCCAGCUUGUGCGGAACUAUGCCAACACCUUGCUCAACAAGAGCCAUGAUGUUGGUGCCUACAUUCGCCACGGCUCCAUCAGCAACAUCUUCGACAGCCUCUCUGGUGCGGAAGUCACCUUAGGGGUUGCUGCUCUCAGCCAACAGAAUGACCAUUUCAUGAGCAGCAUCGGGACGAACCACCCCUUCAAGAAUAUCCUGCUGCUCACUUACGACUCGACCGAUGUAGAGACGCAGACCAUCCCGGCCCCCGGCGGGGACGUGACGCUGAGCGUUGAAGCGUCUGAGCAGAGCCCCAUGAUGGGUCUCUGUGAGGUGGCAGCGAAAGUAAAGACACCGUGGUUUGCGGUCACCACGAAUUACCACAUCAUCAAUGCCCCCGUCAGUGUGCUGAUGCACAUGGGCCAGCCGGUGUUGCCGUACCUUCUGGCCAGCUCCUCCUACUGCAUGGACCGUCCUGACUGCAAGGCAUCUCUGGAGCAGGCUGAAGAGCUCUUUGGUAUCAAGCUGAACUACCACCACGAUGUCACCGAGGUCCUCUUCAACACGACGGAAACCGAGUCCUUCUGCGCAGCCUGGACCCUGGCUGCCGGCGACAAGUCGCUGGAAGACUGCCAGCUGGUCUCGGGUCCAUCGGCAGACGACUUCAUGGCCUGGAAACUCAGCUUGGGCAUGAGCAUCACCGGAACAGCCAGGGAGAGGACGCGCUACGGUUGGAGGUCUUGGACCACCUUGUGGGAGCCACUUCCAGUGGACACACGAAAUUGCAGUGUAUACGGCUUCGAGGAGUAUGCCGACACGUUGGCCUACAUCUCCAAUUGCAGCCUCAACGUGGAGAAUGCCUCUGCCUGCAACGCAAAUGGCGCUUGCAGGUGGGAGCCCAUGUUCGAGACAGGAGUGUGUCUGCCGGAUAGACCCGGCCUGAGCACAACUGUGAACAUCACAGUACCUAGGCCGACGGGAGAACUUUUACCUUUCUCGGCUUCCCUUUUCCUUAACGGUUGA
Messenger RNA from Symbiodinium necroappetens, 1713 nucleotides. The record is from the annotation of a GenBank genome assembly. NCBI's taxonomy places the organism in Eukaryota, Dinophyceae, Suessiales, Symbiodiniaceae.